UUGAAAUCACCCGAUUGCUGGAAAAGCAGACGAUCCCUUUUUAAUUUCUCACCCCAGGAAUGCCAAGCCCACCAAAGGCCUGGUGAUACAAAAGCAAUAGGAAAUAUAUGUUGACGUCUGGGAUUAUAAAACUCGUGUUUGGACAAGUCCACUUGAGCAGGAGAGCAGGGAAAAAAUACCUCGAGGGCAGAAACGUGGAGGCAGGAGAGCCACUGAGUUAGCCUUCAAAUAUGUGGACCGUCCAGGUUGCUUGUCUUAGAUUUCCGUCUUGUCUGGUCUCACCCAGUUGUUUGUGCUUCUGUGUGUGUGUGUGUGUGUGUGUGUUUGUGUGUUUGUAAAGAAUUAAAUUGAGGAUCUGAACGGGGCGGGCCUUUGAGUUUGAGGAAGUCUCUCUCUGUUUCCUUCGGCUGCUUCUUCUCUUUUGGGCAGUUUCUGCUUUCCUGUCUCGAUGCUGGGACAUCCUUCACAAUUCGCAUGAGCCCAACGCAUCGGAAACCACGCCCACAUGGAGACAUUCAGCUCCCGCAACCUGGCCCUCCAAGCCGAGAAGAAAAUCCUCAGUCGGAUGGCCAGCAAGUCCAUGGCCAACAUGUUCAUCGAUGACACCAGCAGCGAGAUCCUCGAUGAGCUCUACCGCAUCUCCAAAGAGUACACCCAGAACCGGGCAGAGUCCCAGAAGGUCCUCAAGAACCUCAUCAAGGUGGCCGUCAAGAUCUCGGUCCUGUACCGCAAUAACCGCUUCAGCGAGGAGGAGCUGGGUUGGGCUGAGGCCUUCAAGCACAAACUCCACCAAGGUGCCAUGACUGCCAUCAGCUUCCACGAGGUGGACUUCACCUUCGAGAAGGCCGUCCUGGCCGAGAUUCUUCAGGAAUGCCGGGAUUUGCUGCUCAAGCUGGUGGAGAAGCACCUGACUCCCAAGUCCCACGGGAGGAUCCGCCACGUCUUUGACCAUUUUGCCGACCCGGAGCUCCUCGUUCGAGCCUACAGUCCCGGAGAGCCUUACCAGCCACACUUAAAGAAGAUCUGUGCGGGGUUGAACCGGUUGAUCGAUGAAGGAAGACUGUGAAGCCCAUCCGGAGGAGAAGAACAGGAGGGAAACGUCCCAUGUUUUUUAAUCGGCUCAGUUCUGUGGGCUGUGGACAACAUUAAACUGUACGGGGACGACAUAGCUUCAGUUUAGCAAUCCUGAUGGGAAGAAUAGCAUCUUCUAUAGCCAACGUUAUGGGGCAAAUCCUCUUUGUGACCACCACAGAACCCAGCCAGUAGUGCCCAGAGAAUUUGGGAAUUUGUGGUUCCAACAGAAGUAUCCCUCCAAACUAAACACACUUCCCAACCUCGCUCCUUUGAAUCCCCAUUGUGGGUUUGACAUUGUCCGUAAGGAUUAGAAACUUGGUCCUGAAUGCUUGCUGUUGGGAUUAAAGACAGCUCAACUUUCCAAA
This is a messenger RNA of Anolis carolinensis (green anole), 1439 nucleotides long. It is a transcript of the gene tnfaip8l2, whose product is annotated as TNF alpha induced protein 8 like 2. The record is from RefSeq and is a predicted model, not a curated record. Lineage: Eukaryota; Metazoa; Chordata; Lepidosauria; Squamata; Anolidae. Gene Ontology annotation, biological process: regulation of apoptotic process; negative regulation of inflammatory response; negative regulation of T cell activation. Gene Ontology annotation, cellular component: cytoplasm. The transcript has 2 exons. The coding region runs from base 506 to 1066 and encodes 186 amino acids.